Messenger RNA from Porites evermanni, 1425 nucleotides. The record is from the annotation of a GenBank genome assembly. NCBI's taxonomy places the organism in Eukaryota, Metazoa, Cnidaria, Anthozoa, Scleractinia, Poritidae.
CAGUAAUUCCACCAAUUACCAAUAUGCAUGACUCUUUUGUUGCAGGAUUUAUACUGCAGAAGAUACAAACACUAGAAACUAGAUUAAGAGUGGAAACAAAGAAUUCGCACGAUCAUUUUGUCCAGACUUGAUAAGCGAGAGUCGGUUAAAUAACUGAUUUUCAUGACUCGCUAUUCUGCAUCUUCAGAGUGAUCUCAAGCGGCCUAUAAACCAAGGGAAAUUACCUUUUCGUAAGCAAAGCCGUUGUUCGACGACUAUUCUAUUUACCAUGAAGAAGUUAUCUCCGACUCGAACCCCUUCACUGAGCGAUAUUCUUAAAGAGGCUGUGGGGUCGAAAUUAAGCGACAGGAGAGGGGACUAUAAGGUGUUGGAAUUUAAACCAGUUACUCGAUCGACGACCGGUGCGACAACAAGACAUACUCGCCUCCAUGAGGCAUCCAGCGAAAAUAGGAAUCGCGGUUUACCCGAAGCGACAAAGGUGUUACUUCAGAUACUGUUAGACCAAGAACGCUCUACACUGGCAGAAUACACGGUAAACAGUGUCACUUUCAAGGUGUUUGUGGUAGAAGAUACCGAACUUUAACAAGGUGACAUUAUGGUAGUGAGAUGGAGGUUUUAUAAGACCCCAAUAACCUACACAUGGAUUCCGUCUAACGUUCGCCGAAGUGUUUAAUAAUUUCAAGACCAAGCACUGAUUAUACACCUUAACUAACAGCAGAGAACUUCGUGACGACUUAACGAAGUGACGUUAAUCGGAUUUUUGUUGUAAGUUUACAAAGCUGUUUGUAUCGGGAAACAAAAAUCAUUGUUUUUAUAAAGACGAAACUUAAAGGUACAAUAUUUUCGUUUCUCAUGGUGACUUGCUUAUUUAUAUUCAGACACAUUUAAAACAACAUAUUGUAUAUGGACAUAACAUCGCCGUGCAAAGUGCUGCCCGGCUGUGAUCAUCAAAUUAAAUCUAUAUUUUGUUAAUAGUUCAUAUCUAGUGGCAAUUAAGAAAUCUAAGCCAAUCUCAUCAGUGAUUUGUGAACGUGGCUAAUGUAUAGCUGAGUAGCUCCAUUCUAUAACGAAGAGAGAAAGAACUAACUUUUUAUAUAAAUACUCAGCAAACAAAUAAAACAAAUCAAGUGAUUGUUUCCUAUAAACAAAGCUUCCGCGGAGCUUUUGUUCAUGAAGUGAAAGGAGGAUUAAAGACAGGUAAUAAGAGUUUAUCUAGAUCACGGACGGAGUGGCUGUUGUGGCGUUUAAAAUCAAUUCAUAACAUGCCAAUUGAUAUCUUUGAGCAACAAACUUGGUGCUCCAUGUUCUCUUUCGGUCAAACCCUAAUAUGCGCGUUAUUUGAUAUAAGAUGAUGGGGAAAGAGGAAUUAUAUCUGUAAAUGAACGAUUUAAAAGCGAAACACCUAUCAUGUACAUGUAAUUAAGU